Molecule: messenger RNA, 804 nt
Organism: Clavispora lusitaniae ATCC 42720
Lineage: Eukaryota; Fungi; Ascomycota; Pichiomycetes; Serinales; Metschnikowiaceae
Product: mediator of RNA polymerase II transcription subunit 6
Biological process (GO): regulation of transcription by RNA polymerase II
Cellular component (GO): core mediator complex; mediator complex
Molecular function (GO): transcription coactivator activity
Source: RefSeq, a predicted model, not a curated record
AUGUCAACAGAGCCCUUGGACGAAAUCCAAUGGAAAUCGCCUGAGUGGAUUCAACAAUUUGGUCUUCACACGGGCAACGUGCUUGAUUAUUUUGCUGAAUCACCGUUUUAUGAUCGGACAUCUAACAACCAAGUCCUACGAAUGCAGUUCCAGUUUCAACAAAUACCGCCAAACAUUCAUCCGCAGAAAUACCUCCAAAACAAACUUACAGAGAUGGUUGGGACAGAAUUUGUGGUGGCCUAUGUGAGGGAACCGGACUUUUGGAUUGUGCGUAAACAAAGACGCCUUGACCCCAAUACUGCUUUGACCGAACAAGACUACUACAUUAUUGGUGCCAACGUUUACCAAAGUCCCAAAAUUUAUGAUAUUUUGUCGUCCCGCAUGCUUUCGACCGUAUUAUCUAUUAAAAAGUCGAUCGACUUGCUUAACAACAUGUACAACUUCAGUAUCAGUGACGGAGGCCAUACUUACCCCACCAGCGAAAGCGACUCUGCUACAAACGGGCCAAGAACAGUUUCUGGUGCCGUAAGUGCUGGCAGUGGAAGCACCCCAAUGACAACAUCAAACCCAGGAACCGCUGCGCAUACUGGAGGAAACGGACUUGAACUGGCCGCCACUAUGGGGAACGCAGUUGCGGUUAAUAGCGAGAUACUGUCUAGUGCUUUUGACAGCUUAUUGUCCAGCGUUAUGGCUUCGGCCAGCAGUGAAAAGAGCAUUUAUAUAGAUGACAUCCCACUUUAUGGGAAGGGAAGCACCGUGGAGCAACUAGGAUCGAAGUUAAACCUUCAAGACGAUACAGACUAG